Molecule: messenger RNA, 721 nt
Organism: Colossoma macropomum (tambaqui)
Lineage: Eukaryota; Metazoa; Chordata; Actinopteri; Characiformes; Serrasalmidae
Gene: figla
Product: folliculogenesis specific bHLH transcription factor
Exons: 5
Coding region: 1-636 (211 amino acids)
Biological process (GO): regulation of transcription by RNA polymerase II; developmental process
Molecular function (GO): DNA-binding transcription factor activity, RNA polymerase II-specific; RNA polymerase II transcription regulatory region sequence-specific DNA binding; protein dimerization activity
Source: RefSeq, a predicted model, not a curated record
AUGACCGGCCGAAACUUCAGAGCGGUGCUGAUGCAGGUGCCCGAGCGCGAGCUCAUGGCGGACAUUCUGCUCCGCGAGAGCGACGAGCCGUCACUUCCGGUGCACGUGAACAUCGGUAAGUUUCUGCGCGCGGAAAACGGCCGCUACGUGGACACGGAGGACCGAGAGGACGCAGCGAAGAGGAGGCAGAUAGCCAACGCCAAAGAGCGGCUGAGGGUGAAGAGCUUGAACAGCAUGUUCUCCUAUCUGAGGCGGAUAGUGCCGGUGAUGCCGCGUGACCGCAAGCCCAGUAAAGUGGACAUGCUGAGGGCUGCGACUGAGUACAUCCGCCUGCUGUCCUCCGUGCUCAGUGACACCUCAGGAAAAAGUAAUGCAGAUGCAAAUGAGCUGGUGGAGAACAUAAGCAGCUAUUCGCACUGUGAGGACAGAUGUGCUGAUCUCUGCAGUGUGGAGGAGGUGCUGGACUCUGUCUCUGGGCCGUCUUUAUCUGAGGGAGGGACUUUGGUGACCGCGUCUCCGGUCAGUACAGCGGCAGUAGAUGAAGCUGAGCUGAGCAGCAUGUCGGUGCAGUGUGUCGUUCCGGUCUACAUCGUUCAGGUCGGCUCUGAUCACACCUUGGUCUAUCAGGCGAGUUGAAGUGACUGCCGUUCCUUUUUCCACAGCGCUGAGCGAAUCCUUCCCUUAUCACAGUAUGAAUUUGAUUCUGAACGGAGAAGUGAAU